AUGUCGCUCGUCCAGCCCUCGGUGCCAGAGCGUCGGCCCUCGCCCGCCCUGUCGCUCAACUUAUCUUCCAACAAUCCCUUCCGCAACCGCGCUGCAUCGCCCCAAGGCCUGCCGUCGCCGUCGCCCUCACUGCCCACCCCGCGCACCACCGCCCAGCGCCCGCAGUCGCGGAACCCCUUUUUGGCAGAGUUCGAGGGCUCCCAGCCGCCGCAAAGCCAGUUCCAAUCACAAUUCCCAGCCUACCAACCCAACAACAUGGCUACCGAUAAGCCCAGCUACGCAACCGCUGCAGAAGAGCUGUUUGCCGAGAUGAGUCUGCAAGACAAGGAUGAGAAGAAGGCCGGUCCUGAUGGCACAUCCUUCCCUCGUCCGCCCGGCCCGCCGCGAUCUGGUACCGCUCCGGGGCGUCCGCCGCGCCGCCCGAUGGAUGAAGAUCACCGCCGCAACGCCAGCGGCUCCAGGGCUCCUCCCCGCCGUCCCCCGCGCGAGGAGCUCGACAUUUUCAAGAGCCCCGAGCGCGGCGGCGAGACGCGCAGGCCCCGUCGCAACUCCGAGUCCUCGAUCAUGGACAAGCACUCGAUGGAGGAGGAGCGCCGGCGUCGCGAGAGGAGGCACAGGGAGCGCAAGGAGAGGGAAUCCGGCCGCAAGGACGGCAAAGUCAGGAAGCCCAGGGGUCUCGAUCUCAUUGACAAGCUCGACGUCUCCGGCAUCUACGGUCCGAGCAUGUUCCACCACGAUGGUCCCUUCGAUGCUUGCAACCCCCACCGUAACCGGAAGGGAUCUCAGCGGGCCCCGAUGCAGGCGUUCCCCGAGGGUUCGGCCAACAACGUUAUGGGUGGCUCUGGUCCCGUUAACGCUUCCAUGAACCUUGACCAGUUCCACGGUCGCGGUGCUGAGGGAUUUUCUGACUUCUCGUCGGCCGCACGCAACGAUGACCUCCCCAAGCCGUCGGCCGGUCAGGCAGGCUUCUACAACCCCAAGUCGGAUAUCGAGCCUAUCCACGGUGACGAGUCUAACGGUCUCGGAUCGAGCACUUUCCUCGAGGGUGCCCCUGCAAGCAGAAAGGACAUGGAGAGGCGCGACUCGGAGCAGGAGAUGGGAAUGGGUGGCGGUGGCCUUGCACGCAAGAAGUCUCUCGCCCAGAGGAUCCGCGGCAUUUCGCAGCCCCGUCGCGAUUACGGAGGACGUGUGGUGUCUCCCGGUGUUGACUACGAAUCCCGCCGCCCGCCCCCGCCCCCGCCCGUGAACGGCCAGAGCUCGCCGUUGGGUGGUCCCCAGAGCGCAGGAGGCAGGGGCAAGCUGCAGGAGAAGAACCCGUUCUUCGAUGAUUACGAUGAGAAGGGCGCUUCGGUCGGUCGCGCUCGGGCACCGAGCUCCCCUGGACGGCCGAACCUGGAGAGAUUGCCCACCGGCGAGGCAGGCCCAGCCGAUGAGCCCAAGCCCAGCGGUUUCCUCACGCGCAUGAAGUCCCUGAAGGGAGGACCCAGGAAGCCCAAGCCGGAGAGGAGGCCGUCGUAA
Lasiodiplodia theobromae is the source of this 1518-nucleotide messenger RNA. RefSeq names its product Membrane associated protein Pal1. The record is from RefSeq and is a predicted model, not a curated record. The transcript has 5 exons. NCBI's taxonomy places the organism in Eukaryota, Fungi, Ascomycota, Dothideomycetes, Botryosphaeriales, Botryosphaeriaceae. Bases 1 to 1518 code for a protein of 505 amino acids. Gene Ontology annotation, cellular component: cytoplasm.